CCUCUUAGUCAGAAAUUUCCUGUUUGAUAAACAAGCUAAUUGAACAAAGAGGAUGAUGUUAAUUCAGUGGAGAUUAGAAUCCCUGUUGUAAAGGUGCUCUAUAUAUAUAGACUGUGUUUAGUUACAUUGUAACACAUUGUUCUCACAUUCCACGCCUGUCUGAUUUCAUUAAGCUGGCACUUUGAACUGUCACAGGGAGCUUUCACGUACUUUGACCAAAACCAUCCCUGAUAACACUAAACUGCACAGAGUUGCGCUGUGCACUCUGUAGCAACCUGUACUUAAUACAUUAGAUAAUCAGAAGAAAAAUAUUCCUUAUCACGCUGAAGACUGCACCUUGAUUACACUGAAGGUUGAAGCAAGAAAGCCAACCAGGAAAUAUGAUGGACGCAGGGAUUGAGGACAAUUCAAAUCACGACUUCUCUGGUUAUGACGUCCGUGUCACUGAUGCUGCACAGAAUGGGGACACAUUUGUGUAUGUGAUCAAAUCCCAACAGAUAUCAAGUGAUAUGGAGUACCGGGUUGAACGUGAGUUUGAAGACUUUGAGUGGCUACAACAUUGUCUCUUGACCCAAGAAGGGGUGACUGGUCUUCAUGGAAUUAUUUUUCCUCCACUACCAGCCAAGCCGGGGACAUUUCUAUCUAACUCGGAGGCAAAGACCAAAAAGAAAAUUGAGUCACUGGCUAUGGUCGACAACUGGCAGAUGUACUGCCGAGCUCUGGAGGAAUACCUGCAUCUUGUUACUGCACACCCUGUCCUGGUCAAAAAUCCUGCAGUGCACAGCUUCCUAAAACACAGAGAGCCACCGAUUAAAACUAAAGUGAAGAAAGGAAUAUUCAACAAGCUCACCCAGGCCGUGGAGGAACUGAGGAAAGAGCAUCACAAGGAUAUUGACGACUUCUUUCAGAAUGAGAGAGACAGUAACCUUACACUAACAGCUUUUACUAAGGCUGCAGCAGAGAAAUUCCUUGAAAUUGUGUUAACUGAACAAAAGAUAGCAAUAGCGUGCGGUCACUUCUCCACAGCGCUCCACCUGGGGAUCGGACAGGACGAUGACCCUGCAGACUAUGCUUUUGCAAAGAUGUGCCUCAAGCUGUCUGAAGUGCUAGAUACAGUAAAGAAAAACUUUGAAAAGGUUGCAGAAAAUGACCUAAACACACUAGGGUUCAAUCUGGAAUUGCAUUCCCGCUUUCAAGAUGCUGAAAAGGAAAUGUUGUUCAGAAGAACCUGUAAACUGGUUGAUGUAGAAACAGCAAAUAAAAACCUGGGCCAGGCAAAGCCCCACAAGAAAGCAGCUAUGGAAGACAUUAAAAAGGCAGCUGACAAAGAAUUUGAUGAGAUUUCUGGAAUGGCCAAAGUGGAGAUUCAGCGCUAUCACAGAGAGCGGGUGCGUGCCUUCCAGAAAGCCUUGAUUGAGCUGAGUGACAGCCAGCUGCAGUCAGCGAGGGAGUGCUGUGUUGAGCUCAAGCAGCAGCUGGCUGAGUUUAAACAGCUCUGUGCAGAAUAACUACAUCCAGAGCUGCACUGUAUGGAAUUAAAAAUGUUUCUGCAGUAUUUCUACAGGCUGUGAGAACUUAAAGAAGCAAUCCUAUGCUCAUUUUGAGUAUUAUACAAUGUGACAUUUUUUUGUUUGUUUUUUUUACAGUAAAUGAAGUAAAGCACUAAUAUUAAA
Molecule: messenger RNA, 1673 nt
Organism: Acipenser ruthenus (sterlet)
Lineage: Eukaryota; Metazoa; Chordata; Actinopteri; Acipenseriformes; Acipenseridae
Product: sorting nexin-6-like
Exons: 14
Coding region: 381-1508 (375 amino acids)
Molecular function (GO): phosphatidylinositol binding
Source: RefSeq, a predicted model, not a curated record